This is a messenger RNA of Culex pipiens pallens (northern house mosquito), 2737 nucleotides long. RefSeq names its product zinc finger protein 234-like. Gene Ontology annotation, molecular function: zinc ion binding. The transcript has 2 exons. Lineage: Eukaryota; Metazoa; Arthropoda; Insecta; Diptera; Culicidae. Bases 64 to 2643 code for a protein of 859 amino acids. The record is from RefSeq and is a predicted model, not a curated record. Gene Ontology annotation, cellular component: nucleus.
UCCAGAGGGACCAAAAAAAUCGUUAGAAAAAGCUUACCCGGUUUUCCCCGCACGUAUUUCGCGAUGCCCGCGCCGCGCUGCUGCAUCGUAAUCUGUCGGAACGCGAAGGCGGGCGCCGACCGGCGGACCACCGGCUACCACCCGUUCCCGGCGGACGAGUCGUUGCGCGCCAAGUGGAUCGAGUUUGUCGGGGUCGCCAACCCGGAGCGGUUCCGGUGGCGGAACAAGUACGUCUGUUCGGCGCACUUUUUGCACUCGGAGCUGACGGGAGCGGGUGGUUUGUUGGAGGGAGCGGUUCCGAUGGUGUUUGGGGCGGAGGAGGAGGACGAUGGGGAUGGAGAAGAGGUGGAGUAUUUGGAGCGGGAUGACGUGAUGGUUUCGGAUAAGCCGCCGGGGGAGGUGGUGGAGGCUAAGUUGACGCCGGCGGGGCCGAUUGUGUCGUCGGUGGUGGAGGAAGUGGAGUUGAGGGCGUUGUUUUGCCGGAUUUGUUUGAAGAAGCAGCCGGAUUUGCUGCCGCUGGGGUCGAAGCUGCACAAUGCGCCGUUGUCGGAUGUGAUUUUUACGAUCGCUGGGAUCAGGUUGGGGGUGGAUGGGUCGUUGCCGACGAAGAUUUGCGCGCGUUGCAUUGAGAAGGCGGACAUGGCGUUUAACGUAAGGAUGGAGUUUAUCCACUACGAGCGGAUCCUGAAGAAUCUGGUUAAGAAUAAGCAGCUGGAGAAUCACUAUCAGUCGUACGAUCAGCAGCGGCAUGAAGCGCGUGGGUUCAACGAGGACUACCUGAACUCGCUGUUGGCUAAUGUGAAGCAGGAGGUGCUGGAACCGAAGCUGGAAUUCACCUUUGAAGACGCGGAUCUUGCGACCAAUGCGGACGAAGAUGCGGCGUACUUUGAGGAACAUCUGUAUGAAGAAGCGGACGAAAGUCAUGAAGUGAUGGUGGAACCUGAUGGGACGGAAUCAGCUUAUGGUCAUCCGGUGAGCUUGCCUCCGGCGGAGGAGCGUGAAACGUACGUGGUGGCGAACAAUUCCGCCAACGUGAUGCGAGCUGUUCAUGACCAGGAAGACGACGAUUCGACAGAACCGACGGAGAAAGAGCCGCCGAAAGAGGCGAAACCCCAAAAGUUUGUAUUUUCCUGGAAGGAGCUGUACAAACCCAAAUCAACCCCCAAACCAAAGAAGAAGCGAAAAAUCAUCGGAUUCAUCGCCAAACCCGACCUCGUCCCCAACACCUGCUACUACUGCAGCACGGUCCACGCGGACCCGGAAACCCUGGAAGCCCAUCUGGAGCAGCACGUGGGUGAGCUGCCGUACACGUGCCUCCAGUGCCACAGCGAACAGUUCCCGGCGGUGUUCAAAACUCUGGUCAGUCUGAACAAGCACCUGAUGUCGCAUCAGUUCCCGUAUCGCUGUGACUACUGCUGGCAGCGGCAGGCCACGGAGAUCGCGUACGAAACGCACAUGCAGAACAUCCACGAGGCGGACAGCGGCGACGGGUUCACGUGCGACUACUGCGGGAUGUUCUUCGGCGCGAAGACCAAGUUCCGGAACCACAUGGCGAAGCACAAGGCCGUGGAGGAGGGACGGUACAAGUGCGAGUUUUGCGAUCGGGUGUUUGGGAACAGUUCGCUGCUGAAGAGGCACCGGAGGAUUCACACGGGCGAAAUGCCGUUCGAGUGCAACAAGUGCGGCAAGAAGUUCAACCACGAGGCCAACUUCCGCAACCACAAGCGGUCCCACAUUGGGGAAAAGGCCUACGUCUGCGACGAGUGCGGCAGAAACUUCAUCAACAGCACCGCCCUCCGGUACCACAUGGCCGAGCACUACCCGGACGAUCCGCAGUACCGCGUUCAGCAAAGCAUCCAGCGGACGCGUUACAACGACGCAGCCUCGUCCGUGUCCAAGAUGAACGACGUCGGCGUGCGCGAGUAUCGCUGCGACGUCGAGGGCUGCGCGUUCGUAUCGACGCUCUACCGGGCCUACUUCUACCACCGGAACGUGCACCUGCGCCGCUACGAAUGCCCAAACUGCGGCAAGCGAUUCCCCAUGAAAGCCACCCUCAAGAAGCACCAACAGCAGGUUCACCAAGGCAUGGUCCCGGAGAAAAACCUGCCCUGCCCGUACUGCGAGAAAAUGUUCAGCGAAAAGCAAAAGCUACAGAUGCACGUGGACGUGCACGAAAACAACCGCCGACAUCGCUGCCGAUUCUGCGAAAAGACCUUCAUCCAGAAGGUUAACUGCACGGCCCACGAGCGGAUCCACACCGGCGAGCGCCCCUACACCUGCCGCUUCUGCCCGGCAGGCUUCAUCACCUCGUCCGGACGGAAGAAGCACGAGAAAACGCACCCCGAGCUGACCGGUGAAACCGGUGAAGAUCAGAAACCGCAAAUGGUUGAAAUCAUUCAGCAGCAGCAGCCGGCGUCUCAACAGCAACAGCAAGAGUUCCUCGAAGUGCGUGGCACGGGUGGUGGCGAAGAGAUUGUGGACAUGGACGUGCUCGGUGAGGAAGAGGAGGAGGAAGAAGACGAGACGUACGACGAGGAUGUGCAUGAGGAAAACGAGGACUACGAGAUUGAGGUGGCGGAAGAGCUGGAGCCGACCGAGGAGGAGAUGGUCGAGUUUACGCUGGAGGAGAACAGUCGGGAGUGAUUAGGACGAGGAGGCGGAGGACGUUCGAGAAGGUAAGAGGGGGUUUAUUAAAUUUCCAAUUAAAUCACAGCCAUGUAAUAAAAGUUUUACAAAU